This is a messenger RNA of Drosophila innubila, 3373 nucleotides long. RefSeq lists its product as uncharacterized. Gene Ontology annotation, cellular component: cytoplasm. The transcript is spliced from 5 exons. The record is from RefSeq and is a predicted model, not a curated record. Lineage: Eukaryota; Metazoa; Arthropoda; Insecta; Diptera; Drosophilidae. Gene Ontology annotation, biological process: animal organ morphogenesis; regulation of cell migration; positive regulation of protein phosphorylation. The coding region runs from base 695 to 3154 and encodes 819 amino acids. Gene Ontology annotation, molecular function: growth factor activity; fibroblast growth factor receptor binding.
UAAAAAUCUGUGAAAAGUUUUCAAAUUUCAACUGAUUAAUAAAAUUAAAAUACAUACACGACAAUUUUAAAAAGGUCUGAAACUGAAACAUGUUGAUGUUGCAACGACAAACCUAAACAUUCAACAGCAACAAGAUCAUCAACAUUAUAAACAACAACAACCUUGUUUGAUUUCCACUCUUGUAGACUUCUGUUAACUGCUCUGACAUGACAAAGAAGUUACUGAAGUUGAUAAGAUGCAAUAUCAGCGAGGAAGACGAAGAUGAAGAUCUGCAACAGCAACAACAACAACAAAAACAAGAGCAACAGUUGAAAUUGAAAAGUGUUGAACAAGUCUACGAUAUGAUAACCUAAUUUCCUGUCAGCAAGCGGCGAAUUUUCAACUGGAACAGAGACUUAUAAAAGAAACUAAGAAAAGUUUAUAAAAACAACGAAACGAAAGUAAAACGAUUUUUUUUUUGAAAACGGGGCGUUCAUAUGUUUCAACGACAGUUAAGGGCGUGGCAUACGCCCAGCAACGGCAACAGAAACCACUGACAAAACUGAGGGGGCAGAGCCCAAAAAAAGGCAUAACAAUAAACUGCAGCAGCAAGGGAAGCGGCAGCAAAAGCAACACUUUAAAAAAAAGCAAAAAAUCAAGCAGUAAAAGCAUUAACAACUUGAAAACUCUUGUGAAACUGCAGUUGUAAUCUUUCAUGCGAAUAAACCAGCGUUUGGAUUGGAGGGCCCUGGCGCUGCUGGGCGCCCUCCUUUCGUUUAUCAUAGCCUGGCCGGGUCUGGUGUUUGCCAUGCCAGCGCUAACGACGAUGUCGAACCAAUCUAUAAACAAUAUGCAAGCAAAUAUAAAUAUUAGCAAUACCACUCAUAGCUACAACAAUUACAAUAACAACAAUCUAAGUAAUCUAAUUGAUAGUAAUAGUUCUAUACAAAGUGAUCAUAGUCGUAGUAGUCCUCUAGUGCUGAACAAGAAGGAGAGUGAAAAUAGUUUAAAUCAAAAUCAAAGUAUUAGUGCUGAAUUUAACAUGCGAACGUUAACCACAACCACAAAUCAAUCAACUGCCAUAAUAACAAUAAAUAACACAAUAACAACAGCAACAACACCCAAUCCUGACAGCAGCAGCAUCAGCAGCACAACGCCAGCGAUAAUUACCGAUAAGGAUGAUGAAUAUCAGGAACAGGAAUCGGAUGCUUUGGGAUUUAGCAUCUCGGUGGCGCGUCGUGAGCAUCUUGCGAUACUUUCACGGACAGAGCGUAGUAUACGACAUCAGCAACAGCAUCUGCAUCAUCAGCAAUUGCAUCAUCGGCAGCAGCAACAACAGCAGCAACAGUCGCCAGCUAAUGCUAAUGGUAACAGCAAUAGUAACAGCAAUUUCAUUGGUUCGAAAUCGAAAAGACUGAAUAACUUUAGAAAUAAUCUAAACAUAAAUAGCAGUAACAACCAUCCCAACAUUAUCAACAACAACAACAAUAACAACAAUUUGGAUCGUAAUGAACGCUCUACAAUCUCCCAUCUAGCUGGACCAUCCCGCAAGAUACAAUUAUAUAUCAAGAAUCGUUUUCUACAGCUGCUGCCAGAUGGCACUGUUAAUGGCACACAGACCGAGCAGAGUGAAUACGCCAUUCUGCAGCGCUCAACUGUGGAUGUGGGACGCAUUAAGAUACAAAGUGUGGCCACAUGUUUGUAUCUUUGUAUGGAUGCCUGUGGCGCAGUCUAUGCCUCGAAAGACUUCAACGACGACUGUGUCUUCAACGAGAACAUGGAGCUGCAUAACUACAACACCUACUCCUCCACAUACAACUCGAAUGCGAGGCGGGUCUUGUAUUUGGCACUUAAUCGCCAUGGAGCACCGCGUCGCACGCAAAUUCCGGCAACCAGACCAUUGGGCAAUCUGUCGAAAUACACGAAUGCGAUCACUGAGACGGUGCCGCAACAGCGUGUGGAGCAGCUGAUAGCCAAGAACUUUGGGGCCAAUCGCGUGAAGCAUGGCGUGCGUCAACUCUGUGAUACCGGCAAGCCGUUGAUCGACCUUAUCGAUGCGGCACACUUCAAGGCGCGCCCGAAAUGCAGUCCAAGUAGCAGUAGCAGUAGCAGUAACAGUCCAAGUAGCAGUAGCAGUAGUAGUAGUAGUAAUAGUAGCAGUAACGUUCCUGUGCCUGCGGCCAGCGCCAGCAGCCUGAUUAGUAUUAGUAACAUUAGUCAAAGCGUCAGCGGCCAUAUUAGCAAUAGCAGUAACAGUAACAGUAACAUUAGUAGUAACAGUAACAGUAACAGUAACAGAAACAGUAACAUUAGCAGUCAGCAUCAGCAUCAGCAGUUACACAAACCGAAACGAAAGAAACUGCGCAAGUGCCGACCGCAUGAGAACGAAGAGUCGCACAAUUGUCAAAAGCGACCCGGAGCCGGAGCCGGAGCUGGAGCUCUACGGAAGCGUGGCCCCAAAGCGCAGCGUUGUAAGGAGCUGCGGGAUGAGGCGGCCGCAAAGGGUGAACCACCACCGAAUUGUGGUAAGAAGCCAGGUGCAGCCGGCGUGAUUGGAGCUAGGCGUCAUGGUGGUGCAGUGGCAGCCGUGGCAGGUGCAGCCAAAGGUGCACUACCGAAGCCCAGGGGCCAAAUGAAUGGCAACCAGGGCGGUAGGAAGAAGCCACCGAAAGCGGGCAAGCAACGUCCCAAUGCGGGUGGCAAGAAGCAGCGUGGCGGUGGCAACAACAACAAUAAACGCAAUGGUACAAAGCGGCAGCAGCAGCGUUUGCUCGACUCCAUCAGUUCAACGACAACAAGCAGAUCAACAACAACAACAACAACCACCACAAUGGCCAGCAGCUUGGCCACACCGGGUGACAACAUCUGGGAGAGCAGCUCACCAAUGCCAGCAUUGGCGCUGAGCGAGACGAGCGAUCGUGUGGAGCGCAAUGUCCGCAUGCCCAUGACAAGCGACGAGGAGGAGCUCGACGAUGACGAGGAAGAGGCGGAGGCGGAGGCAGAGCACGAGCCAGAUUCACAGGAGGAUGCCAGCAGCUAUGAGGAUGCUACGCUGGAGGGGCAUGCACGCAGCGGUGCCGCCGACGAUUCCCUGUACUACGAUCAACUUGAUUUCAUCAAAUUGUUGAUAAUUCAUCUGCUGAUGCUCUGGAUACAGAGAAGCAUCGCCCUGUGAGCCCAGUAUACAAAUGGACCACCACCGAUCCGCACAAGCAAUAGUUCCUGAUCUUCUAGAAAUAAGUUUUAUAAUUGUACAUAAUUACAAAUUUACAUAUACUAUAGAUUUAGAACUAAUAGCCCUACAUACAUACACUGUUUAUUUAGAUUAAAGAAGUUCGAUUAUUUAAGACUGAAGACUAUGAAAGAAAAUAAAUAUAAAAUGGAAAUAAAUUAU